Messenger RNA from Alternaria arborescens, 918 nucleotides. Its product is annotated as Glucan 1,3-beta-glucosidase. The transcript is spliced from 3 exons. Gene Ontology annotation, cellular component: cell surface; fungal-type cell wall; extracellular region. Lineage: Eukaryota; Fungi; Ascomycota; Dothideomycetes; Pleosporales; Pleosporaceae. The record is from RefSeq and is a predicted model, not a curated record. Gene Ontology annotation, biological process: carbohydrate metabolic process; cell wall organization. Gene Ontology annotation, molecular function: glucan endo-1,3-beta-D-glucosidase activity; 1,3-beta-glucanosyltransferase activity. The coding region runs from base 1 to 918 and encodes 305 amino acids.
AUGCGUUUCUCCAUUGUUGCUGCUGCACUUGCAGCUGCUCCCGCCGUCGUCUCGGCUGCUGAGAAGGGCAAGAUGGGAUUCGCCCUCGGAACGAAGAUGGGAAGCGGAGCAUGCAAGACCCAGCAGGAUUACUCCGACGACUUCAAGAUGAUCAAGUCGAACUCUGGCUCAACCAUUGUUCGUGGUUACGCUGCCUCGGACUGCGACAUGGCUAAGAACGCCCUCCCGGCUGCCAAGUCAGCCGGCUUCAAGGUUGUUCUGGGUAUCUGGCCCGAUGUCGAGGAAUCCUUCCAGAAGGACCUCAAGGCCAUUACCGACGUUGCCCAGCAAUACACCGAUACCAUCUACGCCGUAACCGUCGGCUCUGAGACCCUCUACCGUGGAAACUUUACUGGUGAAGAGCUCGCCGGCAAGAUCAAGACUGUCAAGGACAAGCUGCCCUCUGGCAUCAAGGUCGGAACUGCAGACUCAUGGAACAAGUUUGCCGACGGAACUGGUGAUGCCAUCAUUGGCACUGCCGACAUCAUCAUGGUUAACGCCUUUGCUUUCUGGCAGGGUGCCAGCCGUGAGAACGCUACUCACGUCUACCUUGACGACAUGUACCAAGCCACCGCCCACAUUGAGAAGGUCGCUGGAGGCCGCUCCAAGGCCCCUGAGAUCUGGAACGGCGAGACCGGCUGGCCCACGGCUGUUGGCACCGACUACGACGCUGCGAAGGGUGGACUGGACAACGCUAAGCACUUCUACCAGCACGGUUUCUGCUCGCUGCUCGACUGGGGUUUCAACGGCUUCUACUUUGAGGCUUUCGACGAGCCCUGGAAGCCAGCUUCCAUUGGUGACAAUGGAAAGGCUGCUGACGAGACUGCCUGGGGUGCCAUGACUGCGGACCGCCAGAAGAAGUUCGAUCUUAUGUGCUAG